GUUUUGAUGACGUCAAAUUAUCCUUUUCCGCUCUUGCUCGAGGCAGUAAACAUGGCGAACGGCUAAUUGAGUCGUUGAAUGCAUUCAUUCCUGAAGGGUUUGGAUUUCGCUUUCAGAGCUUAAACAGUACACUUUACUUCACUUUUGGUAGGCAGAGGGUGAAAGAGACACAUCGGCACGAUGGGGAGACGUUCAACCUCCUCCACCAAGAGUGGGAAGUUUAUGAACCCCACCGACCAGGCCAGAAAGGAGGCCAGGAAGAGGGAAUUAAAAAAGAACAAGAAGCAGAGAAUGAUGGUGCGAGCAGCAGUGCUGAAGAUGAAGGACCCCAGACAGAUCAUCAGAGACAUGGAGAAGCUUGAUGAGAUGGAGUUCAACCCAGUUCAGCAGCCCUUGCUGAAUGAGAAAGUGUUGAGGGACAAGAGGAAGAAGUUACGUGAGACGUUUGAGCGCAUUGUCCGUCUCUAUGAAAGAGAGAACCCAGACACCUACAAAGAGCUGCGUAAACUGGAAUUGGACUAUGAGACCAAACGAGGACAGCUGGCUCUCUAUUUUGACUCCGUCAAGAAUGCAGAGUCAGUGGAGGUUGACAGUAUUCCUUUACCAGAUAUGCCCCACGCCCCCUCAAAUAUCCACAUCCAGGACAUCCCUUUACCAGGGGCUCAGCCCCCCUCCAUACUGAAGAAGACCACCUCUUUCGGUAAAGGAAUUCUGCCAUCAUCCACUGGACCGGUUUUGGCAACAGUGCCAGGUGUACCACGUUUACCUCCAGGAAAGAAGCCUCCUGGGCCCCCACCUGGGCCCCCACCGCCACAGGUCCUAGCACUGUAUGGUAUUCCUGCCCGACGAAGUUAUGGCACAGACAGGGAGCCCUCUAUUCCUGGUUUUGAAAAGGACACUGCCAUGGAGUUGGGAAGAGAUCGGGACAGUGGCAGUGAGAGCGACAGAAAUCAGGAUGAUGUGGACGACGAUGAAAGUGACUCUGAAGAGGACAGUGAAGAAGAGAGGGAUGAAGGCAGAGACAGUGACCAGAGAAUGAGUGUUGACAGGCAGGAGGAUGGGAGGGAAAGAGAAGAGGAUAGGGAGAUGAAUGAAAGACAUGCUGGUCGCAGUGUACGUUUUGCGGAUAUGCCUGCAGAGCCACCUCGUGAAGGAAAGAGGAAGAAAAAGAGGAUGGUUAAGAGAACCAAGGCCAUAACCCCUCUUCAGGCCAUGAUGUUAAGGAUGGCAGGUCAGUCAGUUCCUGAAGAGGAGGAAGAAGAAGAGGUGGAGGAAGAAUAUACAGAUGAAUCAGACAGUUCAGACAUUGAGGACAGGGGACCGCCAGGGGACAACCAGCCUCAACUUAUGUCCAAUCAGCGUCUGCCCCCUCCUGCUGGGCCAGUGGGACAGCAAGUGCCUCCACACUUGCAAGGUCCACCAAUGGCUGGGCCUCCACCGCUGGGUCCACCCCCAGCUCCUCCGAUGAGGCCUCCUGGUCCGCCAUCUGGCCCACCUCCUGGCCCACCACCAGGUGCUCCUCCAUUCUUGAGGCCUCCUGGAAUGCCUGGAGGCUUGAGGGGUCCAAUGCCUCGUCUUCUACCUCCUGGACCCCCACCAGGUCGGCCUCCUGGCCCUCCACCAGGUCCCCCUCCCGGCCUACCGCCAGGCCCACCACCACGAGGCCCCCCUCCCAGACUACCACCUCCGGCACCGCCAGGUAUCCCACCUCCUCCCCCGAGAGCAGGACCCCCUCGUCCACUUGCCCCACCCCUCUCCCUCUUUCCUCCACCUCUCAACUCCAACGUGCUCAGUGCUCCUCCCAAUAUUGUCCAGCGGCAAAAAGGCUCAGGAUCCAACCAGGAUGGGUCACAGAGCAACCUGCCACCUCCUACCAUGCCCAUGCGACCGGGUGUCAUGCAAAUGCCUCCUCCCCCAGGGACAGCUGCCGCCCCUACAGGCACCAAUCCCGGCGGCAACGCCCCUGGCCACCAUCACGCAGCCACCAUUGAAAAGCGACCAAACAUCACCUCUGUCGCAGCAGGUGGAGGGAGCUUGGCUGCAGGUGCCGGCUCUGGCGGGGCUACAAUCUCUGCCAAACCUCAGAUCAUCAAUCCAAAGGCGGAGGUCACCCGUUUUGUGCCCACGGCACUGAGGGUGCGUAGGGACAAGAGCAGUGUGAUGCCUGGGGCAACAGCUGGGCCUCUGGAGAAAGUAGGGGGUGGUGUUGGAGGAAGGAGAGGAGAUGAAGGCAUGGGAGGUGGACAGGGGAAACAGCAGGCAACAGCUGCUCAGAUGGGCUUUGUCAACCCAGCCCAAAUGGGUGCUGUGUCUCAGCCCAGCAUGAAGACUAAGGACCAGGUGUAUGAAGCCUUUAUGAGGGAGAUGGAGGGACUCCUCUGAGACUUGACAGGACAAUGCGGCAUAUGUUCAGUGGGGAAUAUUUGUUUUCUGUGUUUCUUUGUGCGGAGUUAUAGAGGUAGCUGUCUUCAAGGCACUAAGCUAGAUCUCCUUUAAAACCAAGGAAAGAGUGCUACACUGUCAGCACAGGUCUCAGCAGGCUCACAUUCAUUUCAUCUGGACUAUUAGUUGACACAUCAGAGAAUGUGAGUGUGAAUUACAUAAGAAAUUUGAUUAUGUAUGUAAUUUGAAACAUUUAGAUUGGUUUCUAUGUUACUACUUGACUUAAAAGAACAUUUUUCCACAGGAAAAAAAAAAUUGCCAGAGGCUAUCAAGUGCUCUGUGUCUCAAGUAUGUUGUUAUUUUUUCCUACAACUGUGUUUUUCUCCAGCCAGCUAUUUGUGACUUGCCAUGACCAGAAACAGCAUCUUGUGUAAUUUUAUGGCUGACUAUUUUAUUUGUGAUCUUCGAAACAUGUUGGACAUCUAAAAUAAAGUUGUGGAAUGUUUGUCUGACUGACAGAACACGUCUAAAGCAGUUUGCUGCAACUAAAUAAACACAUCCACUAAUUUCC
Molecule: messenger RNA, 2953 nt
Organism: Scatophagus argus
Lineage: Eukaryota; Metazoa; Chordata; Actinopteri; Scatophagidae
Product: WW domain-binding protein 11-like
Exons: 12
Coding region: 181-2382 (733 amino acids)
Biological process (GO): mRNA cis splicing, via spliceosome
Cellular component (GO): spliceosomal complex
Source: RefSeq, a predicted model, not a curated record